This is a messenger RNA of Elaeis guineensis (African oil palm), 765 nucleotides long. The record is from RefSeq and is a predicted model, not a curated record. Lineage: Eukaryota; Viridiplantae; Streptophyta; Magnoliopsida; Arecales; Arecaceae.
CUCCCCUUCUUCGGUCCGCCCCGCCCCCUCCCCCGCCCCACCGUCACAAAGAGGGUCUCCUACUUCCCCUCGCGUCCAUAGUUGCUCGCGCGCCUCCCAAGAACUCGGCCUCCAACACCUCGCUUCUCCAACCCUAAUAAUGGAGAAAUCCCUCGAAAUCGAACUGUGAUCGAGAGCUCUGCGUCGACGAUGCGGCCCGCCGGUGCCAGGCUAGCCUUAUGGUGUGCUCGGGGGAUUCUGAGAUCUAAGCUCCCCAUCCUCGAGGAAUCGCCAAUCCCUUCCCUUGAGGGUUGUUCUCGCCGGUUUGCUGCGGGGAUUUGCAGUUCUUCUCGUGUUUUGGCGGAUGGGAAUUCCGAAACAGCGAACUGGAGGUUUGGGAUUUCGAGUGGAACGUUUCAGGGGCACUAUUUUCCAAGCAGGUCAUUUCAUGGAACAAGAUUGAUGUCCGCAAAAGACUAUUAUGAGGUACUUGGAGUGAGCAAGAAUGCAAGCGCUUCAGAAAUCAAGAAAGCAUAUUAUGCGCUUGCAAAGAAGCUACAUCCUGAUACAAACAAAGAUGAUGCUGAUGCUGAAAGGAAAUUCCAAGAAGUUCAGCGUGCUUAUGAGGUCUUAAAAGAUGAGGAAAAGCGUUCACUUUAUGACCAGGUUGGUCCUGAUGCAUUUGAACAAGCUGCUUCAGGAGGUGGUCCUGGUGGACCAUUUGGAGGUGCUGGAUUCAGCAACCCAUUUGAAGACUUAUUUAGUGGUGCUGGCGGAAUGAAUGAU